AUGCCGCACCGCGGCAAUGACGACGAUCUCGCCGCGCCGCUGCUUCCCAACGCGCCGUCCUCUCCGCCCGCCGCGUCUCACGCGAUCGCCGCGCUGCCCGCUGCGGCGGGGCGCAGCGCCGCGUCGCCGUCGGCGGAGCACAUCACCGUUGCCGUCGUGCCGCCGCGCGCCGUCUACUCCACGCCCUUCGUGCAGGCCGGCGUCGCGGGUGUCGCCGGCGGCGUCGUCGGCGUCGCGGGCGUCGCAGGCGCGCCCGCUCUCCCUUCGGCGCUGAUCGCCGCAGCCAGGGGGGAUCAUAGCGGCUCUGGCUUGGGGCUGGCGGCGCUGGCGGAAUCGGCUGCAGGGGGAGGGGGAGGGGGAGGCGGAGAGGGACAAAUUGCGCAAGUCGUAGGGGUCUCAAGUGUGGAUGCCGGCGAGAAUGGCGGAUCCGGAGCGGGCGUGGGGAGUGCAGCGGCGGGAGGCAGGGAGGGGGAGAUUGCCGAGGGCGAAUCAGGAACGCCGAAAGGCCCUGUGCGAAAAAAACUCUGGCGAAUCGCGGACGACGACAGCGACAGCGACGGCGAGCAUGGCAACGUGGGCGACGCGACCCCAGCGAGUGCGGGGAAAGAAGCGGAUGGGGCGAUUUCCGAGGGCGGGCAUUAUGCGGGUAGCAGCCGCGGCAGCAGCAGCCAGGGGUGCGCGAGCACGGAAGGGCGCGCCGUGCGGGGCGCGGGUGGUGGGGGGUUGGGCGGCGAGCAGAGGGAAGCGGGUGGGGAGGGCAGUAGGCGGGCAACGGGCGAGGUGGGGGGAAUGGGAGGGGUGGGGGGAAUGGGAGGGGUGGGGGAGUUAGGGGGGGUGGGGGAGAGCAGCAGUGCGCGGGAGCGACGGUGGCAGGCGUUGCUGCGGUCGACAUCGUCGUACCACUAUGGCCGGCAGCACAGCACCGCACUCAGCACUGACUCAUCGCACUCCACCGCUCUGGCUUUGGACGACACGAGGUUCCACAGCAUGAGGGGGGAAAGCGAGUGGACCGAGGGGGGCGCAGAAGGGGCGAGAGGGAGCGCGGGUGGGGAGGAGGCGAGAGGCGCAGUGGGCAGCAUCGUGGGCUGGUUGCAUGCUGUUUGGCAUGGCAUUGUCACCAUAUUCCACCUCUUCCUCGCGUCGCUCCUCCGCCUGCCUGCCUGCACCGCCGCCUUACUCACCCGCCAGCUGGACGACGCGAGGGCGAACCCCAAGCUGGUGCUGCUGGCGCUCAAGGGCGGCGGGGCGGCGGCGCUCACGGCGGCGCUGUGCGUGGUGGACGUGGACGGCCGCUUGCCAUCGCUCGCCUCCAUCGGCGUGUGGGCUGUUGUCACCGUCGACCUCGUCUUUGAAGCCAACAUCGGCCUCUCCCUCGGCAAGGGUGUGAACCGAGUGCUGGGCACGCUACUGGCAGGGGCAGCAGCGCUGGCGGUGACGCACGUGGUGUCGCUCAUGGGGGGGCUGCACGUGGCCGUGCUGCUGCUGCUCGUCUUCCUCAGCGCCGCCCUCCCCAUCUACUACCGCAACCGGCCCCCCUUCAAAGACAGGUGUUUCUUGGGUGGGUUGGAGGGGGAUUGGGAGGGGUGGGAAGGAGAAGAAAGGGGUGUGAAGGGGGGCUGGCCUGGCAGGCUGGUAGGGAAGAAAGGGGGAGGUGGGUGGAGCCCACAGCCGGUGCGCGUGGCGGUGCUUUGUGCCCGUGUGGACCACCUGGGCGGGCAGUACCUCUGCGUUGCGUUCUGUGGAGGUCCGCACGUGUGUGCGUGUCACGCCAUUCCCCUCUCCCAUGUGCACACACGCACCUCACCUUCCACACCCUCCUCGUCCCUGCCUACUCACACCUUCACCUCCAUGCAUACUCACACACUACUCUUCCCUCCCACCCCUUCCACCCCUCCCACCCGUCCCUCCCCUUUCUCUUCUCCUCACCGCGCCCGCUCUCUCAUGCCCUGUCAUUUCUCGAACCCCCGCUGUAUCUGCCUCCCCAACGCCCUCUCCCUCCCGCCCUUCUGCCGAUCCGUCAGCCCCACUCCCGCUGCUCCGCCCCUGCACCAGUGCAUCCCUGCCAUGCCUUACCCCCCGCCUCAGCUGCUCCGCCUCUCAUAUGCACUCCACUCGCCCCGUCCAUCUCCUCUUAGCUUCCCCGCUACCCCAUCCGUCUCCCUUACUACCACCCCAUUCACUCCCCCCCCUCUCUCCCCCUUUCCCACCCCCACUCCUCUUUCCAUCCCACACAGGUGGACGUACGCGAUGACGAUAAUGAUGCUCACCUUCCACAUCCUGCUGCUCUCCACGUACCGCAACCCCGAGAAGCUGCUCCUGCCGCUCGCGCGCUUCUCCAUGAUUCUGCUGGGCUUCCUCAUCGCGGCGCUCAUCAACCUCGCUCUCUUCCCCGCCUACGCCGGGGACACGCUGCACGCACUGCUCUCCAAAAACUUCGAAUCCGCCGCCACUCUGCUCUCCUGGUGUGUGGAGGAGUACGAGCGCGGCACGGUGUGGCGGCACGUGCCCACGCUGUGGAGCAUGCGCACAGGGGUGGCGGGCGGGACGGGCGCGCAAGGAGGCGUGGGGGACGGCAGUGGGGGGGACAAGCUGCGCGAGAUGUACCAUGCCAUAGUCAUGAGCGAUGCUGAGGUCGACAAACACCUGGCAGCACUCCUCUUCGAGCCGCCGCAUGGGCGCUUCUUCGCGGGCUAUCCAUGGCAGCUCUACGAUGGCGUCAGCGAUACCCUGCGCUGCCUGGUGUAUGACGUCAUCGCGCUGGACUCCAGUCUGCGGGCGGAGAUCCAGGCGCCGCUGGUGCUGCGACGGCUGGUGGGGCGCGAGAUGACUGCCAUCGCCCACGAGUGCAGCAGCACGCUGGCCUACCUGGCACAGUCCGUGCGCUCCUUCUCGUGGGCGGGGCCGCCCGACUCGCUGUUCCGUGCGGAGGAAGCUGCCAUGAAGCUGCAGCACCGGCUGUCGAAGCACAUCAGCCUCAUCCUCAUGCUGCCGCCGCCCUCCCUCGCCCACCGCCCCUUUGCGCUCUCCCGCCUCUCCGAGGCCGGAGGGGGGAGCGUUGGGGGGGGUGGGGGCGCUGGGGGGGACGAGGUCGCGUUUGACAGACUGGUGGUGCAUGGGGGGGACGAGGGGGGCGAGGGGGGCGAGGAUGGGGGAUGGGCGGAGGAUGGGGAGGCGGUGGUGAAGAGCUGCAUUGAUAUGGGUGGGGAGGAGGUGGGCAAUGGCGAGGGAGAGGAGGGGAAACGGCAGAAAGGGGUGGUGGAAUCCGCUUCGCCCAGAGCACAGAGGCUGUCCCGCCCAGGCAGUCCCCUCUGCCUCUCCCCCCGCCACCCGCACGGCCUCUCGCCCUCCCCCACCACCGCCGCACCUGACCCGCAUGCACCACCACUCACCACAGCGGCGGCAGCAGCGGUGGGAAUGAUGGGCGCACUGACGCCGUCAGAAAUGUCUCUCGCGGAGGGGCUGGCCGGCUAUGCUGCCACAUGGGGACCGGCUGGUGCCGGAGGCUCGGGCGACGCAGGAGGAUCGGCGGGCGGCACGGGCGGUGUGGGCGGCACGGGGAGUGUGGGCGGCAUGGGGAGUGUGGGCGGCACGGGGAGUGUGGGCGGCACUGGGAGUGUGGGCGGCACGGGGAGUGUGGGCGGCAUGGGGCGGAAGAAGCCGUCGGUGGCGGAGUGGCGGCAGGAGCUGCUGCAGCGGCAGGCGUCGAUGGGCGGCGCGUGGGACCGCACGGUGGAGCGCAUCGCAGCGCUGUCGCUUGUCAAGGUGGCGGCGCUGCUGCUGGAGGUCGUGGCCAAGCUGCACUUCGUGGUGCAGCGAUCCGAGGAGCUUGCACUCGCUGCUCGCUUCGAUGUCAUGGGUCCUUAG
This is a messenger RNA of Closterium sp. NIES-65, 3864 nucleotides long. The record is from the annotation of a GenBank genome assembly. NCBI's taxonomy places the organism in Eukaryota, Viridiplantae, Streptophyta, Zygnematophyceae, Desmidiales, Closteriaceae.